This is a messenger RNA of Cokeromyces recurvatus, 1355 nucleotides long. RefSeq lists its product as uncharacterized. The record is from RefSeq and is a predicted model, not a curated record. The transcript has 3 exons. The coding region runs from base 122 to 1240 and encodes 372 amino acids. NCBI's taxonomy places the organism in Eukaryota, Fungi, Mucoromycota, Mucoromycetes, Mucorales, Mucoraceae.
UAGGUAUUUAUGUAUAAAUAAAACUUGAUUUUAAAGUUAAUACUCAUCAUUAUUUUUACUGUAAUUUUAAAUUAAUGACAUUAUAAAAUUAUAAAUAAUAAAGAGGAGCCUAUGGACCUUGAUGCUGAAAGAGCAGAUGCCAGAUUUACUUCAUGUGAUUCUGAUUCAAAUGAAGAAAUUUUUGAAGAAGACUUGCCAUUUUGCACUGAAGGGCAGAAAGUUCACCUUUGUGGCAGACUAUUAUGCAACAAAAGACAGAGUAACCUUCCUGAUAAUCCAUUCAAACGCGAUUAUAUUGACUUCAAUGACACAUUGUGGAUACGACGUUCUGAAGCUUCUCAUCGCAAUAACGCGCGUAAGUGGUUGGAAACUCAGACCAAAGACAGCCGCAGUAACUUGGAGAAAAGUACUGGUGCUCGUUGGAGUUCCGCUUCUUCGUUUGCCUUACUUUGAUCCUAUUCGCUUUGCACCCGUGGAUUUAAUGCAUAAUUGUUUCCUUGGUGUUGCAAAGCGGGUUAUGUGCACUGUUUGGAGGGAUGAAUCCAGAUCCGUUGCUGGUGGUCGAGAGGCUUUAAUCACUAGAAGUCAGUUGGCCGAGAUGUCAAAGGCGUCUGAGACUCUUGUGCUUCCUCUAGGUUACGAUGGUACAUCCAUCAUCAGAAAAAUGAAUACUGGUGAAAAUGGAUUCAGUAACAUGACGGCUGAUGAAUGGAGGGUAUGGAUUACAGCAAUGUCUCCAUACUUGUUAUCCAUGAGGUUGAGUACCACGUACCUUAACAACUGGAUGUAUUUUGUUAAAGCUGUUCGAUUGUUAUGUAUGACGAGCAUAACGUAUGAAGAACUAGAAGAAGCACACUAUUUUUUGCAAAAGUUUUUAAACGAAUUCGUUAGUAUAUAUGGUGAUGCUGGAUAUCUAACCAUCAAUUUUCACAACUUACUGCAUAUUAAGGAAGGUAUACUCGACUUUGGCCCUGCAAUGACCCACUGGGUUUUUAAUUUUGAAAGAUAUAACCGCGAUUUGAAGAAUAUCAACAUCAACAACAAAGGAGAUGUCGAAUAUACAAUUAUAAAAAAAUAUUUAUAUUUAAUUCAUGCUCAAGAUUAUUUUGAUAUUUUUUUUCUUAAACUAGAUGGUUUCGACGCAGUCAUAUCCAGCUUGAUUCUUACAAUGAACAUAGCAACAUGGAGGUGUGGUCAAAUGAAUUUGAACCUGUUUCGGCAAUGUCAAUCGUACCAAUAAUGCGCAUACAUUCGCCUAUUACUAUAAAGUUCAACCAUGUAUAUAAUGUCAACAUUAUUACACAUUUAAACCAACACAUCAUAUAACUAGAAAAAAAAAAAAUAAAAAAAAUAAA